AACGUUGAUUCAUUGACUGAAUUUCAGUGACUGGGAUUGCGUAAGAUAAAAAUAUACAAUUGGUGGUGGGGGCGUAAUAUAAAUGGCAUAUCAUAUAAUAAUUGUCAUGACGUCGCCUCUGGAUAUUACAUCAAUUGAAAUGUCAAAACAGAAAAUUCAUUCAAAAUCAACAAAAAAAUUUCUUUAGUGGCGACGGUAUUUGUAUGUGUUUCUUUCCCAAUUUCCAAUUAAAUUUGCAUGUUAGCUAUUGUAUUUAACAUCGCUGCCAUUUUAACACUACUUUUAUUUGUUGUUCAUUAUAUUUACUAUAUUUUGAGUGCUUUAACGCUAAGCUCAAUGCAGUCCGAAGACGCAAAAUAUAUAAAAAAGCGCUCGAAAGGUGGUUCUAUCGAGCCACAUCCAACUGAAAAAGCGAUUAUUUUGAAUUAUACACUUGAAGCAAAGGUUUUUGGUGAGCCUGGUGACCCUAUGCUCGAAGAUUCAAAGAAUUGUCAGCGAAUCAUUCGACUAAAGUCUCUCAACUCAAAAACCUGUCCGGCAGCAUUAGCAGCAGAAGUGGUUGAAAAGUGUGGCAUUAUCAAUAAGUCACAAGUGGCAGAAGUUGAGCAAAUUAUUUAUUAUUUAAAGAAUCGUGCAGAUAACUCUGAAAUGUCUACACAACGGUCGGUGUCUCGAGGUUCUGGCAAAACUGUGCCCGUAGACGCGGAGAAAGUGAAGGAGAAGGCAUCCAUUCGCAAUUUGGAUGAGUAUGUGGAAUUGUUGUACGAAGAUUUACAAGAGCGAGUUCGGGGUUCGUCGCUAAUUUUACGUCUGGCUAGAUGUCCGGAUAAUUUGGAGGAGUUAGAACGGAAUGAAUCGGUUUUAAGUGCUCUGGCUCGAGUACUGCGAGAAGAUUGGAAGAAGAGCCUCGAACUAUCCACAAACAUCAUCUACAUUUUCUUCUGCUUUUCAACCUACACAAAAUUCCACAAUGUCAUCGUGCAAUAUCGGAUCGGCUCGCUUUGCAUGGAAAUCAUCGAAUACGAACUCCGACAUUACGAUGCCAAAAAGCACAAUCUGGAAACGUGGAAGAAUCCCGAAAAGGUGGUCAAAGAUACCAGCAAAAGUUCGGACUGCCUAGACACAUUGAUGAACGAGGAAAAGCCCAAAGAAAUGGAACCACCGCGACGACGAAUACCAGAACUGAAGCAAAGACCCAAAUCGGGUAAUUGGUCAAGUCAAAGUUCCAGCAUGAGUUCAUCGUUGCGUAGCUUGAACAGCAGCUAUCACGAAAAUUUAUCGAUGGCGUUGGACAGUCCGGUGAAUGGUAUGUCUGUAUCGGAUGUAACCACAGUCGGUCAAAAGCGCACCAAAGAGGACUUCGAUAAGCUGAACAAGCAAUUGAAAGUUUAUACGAUGAAACAGGAGCAAUUGUUGCGCGUUGCAUUUUACUUAUUGCUGAACAUUGCGGAGAAUGUUACCUUCGAAGAGAAAAUGCGUAAGAAGAACAUUGUGAAAAUGUUGAUCAAAUUGCUGGAUCGGCAGAAUGUGGAAGUGCUUGUGCUGGUGGUAACAUUCCUGAAGAAAUUGUCAAUUGUCAAGGACAACAAAGACGAGAUGUAUGAACUGAAUAUUGUCGAAAAAUUGCCACGACUGUUGCAAACCCUAUAUCCCGAUCUCAUCCAAGUUACGUUAAAGUUGAUCUUCAAUCUAUCCUUCGAUGGUGCAUUGCGUGCAAAAAUGAUUCGCAUCGGACUUCUACCGAAACUGGUCACCUAUUUGAGCGACGAUAAGCAUCAUGGAAUUGUCGUCCGUAUAUUGUACCACAUGUCGAUGGACGACAAAGUGAAAUCGAUGUUUACAUAUACGGAAUGUGUGCCAUUAGUGACCGAUAUGCUGAUAUUGAAUCUAAAUCCCGAGUCCGAUUUAGAGUUGAUUGCACUGUGCAUCAAUUUGGCAUUGAACAAACGCAAUGCCCAACAGAUGACCGAAAACAAUCGAUUGCAUACACUUAUGACAAGGGCGUUCAAAUAUCAAGACUCGUUGCUGAUGAAAAUGAUUCGGAACAUUUCGCAUCACGAAAGCUUGCGAGGUCAUUUUGUGGAUUUUGUUGGUGAUUUAGCCAAAGUUCUGACUGACUGUGACAAUGAAAAAUUCAUGGUUGAGUGCUUGGGAAUAUUAGCCAAUUUAUCUCUUCCCGAUUUAGACUAUUCGUCUUUACUCCAAGAAUACAAUCUCAUACCGUGGAUUCGUGAUGUCUUGAUUCCAGGGAAGUCAUCUGACGAUGUAGUCCUAGACACUGUGGUAUUUCUUGGCACUUGUGCUUGCGACGAAGCUUGUACGAUGCUUCUAUGUAAAGCAGAAGUCAUCACAUCGCUAAUCGAACUACUGAAAGCGAAGCAAGAAGAUGACGAGAUGGUUUUGCAAAUCGUUUUCGUUUUCCAACAAAUUCUGCGCAAUGAGAGCACUAGAGACUACAUGAUAAAGGAAACAGAAUCGCCAGCCUAUUUGAUCGAUUUGAUGCACGACAAAAAUCCAGAAAUUCGAAAAGUCUGCGAUUAUUGCCUUGACAAGAUUACUCUGUACGAUGAGGAAUGGGCAACACGGUUGAAGUUGGAAAGAUUCAGAAACUACAACGAGCAAUGGAUCAAUAUGGUCGAAUCAUACCAGGAAAUGGAAGACAACACCUAUUACGAUCAGUUUGAGGAUGACGACAAACAACCGUAUUUGACUGCCGAUUAUCUGGACCAGUGUAUGCUUUAUCAAUCGGAAGAUUCAGACAAUAUGAGAGUCAAUUCUGCUAUGUCGAAUGGCAGUCGUCCGUUGAGCAGAUACAGCCGUGAUUUUGAAGAGCUUGAUAUGCCGAAGUCGCGACGAUCGAAUUCCGAUGAAAUGGAUAAGAAAAUUACGAACACAGCCGAACUGUUGACCGACUUGGAAUUGGAAUGAACGAUUUAAUACCAAAAUGGAUAGCAAAGCCUCGUAAGAACAACACUAAACCCUAGUCGUUUUUGUCAUGUGAUAUUUUUGUUUAAAAAAAGUUUUUUUUUUCGUUUCUACUAUGAGCCAGUGUUGUUGUGUUGUAUACUCCUAACUGCAUUUCUGUAUUGUAUAACUUUUGAUUUGUAAACUGGAACUCUUUCAAUAAAAAGUUUAGUCCCGGUACAUA
Messenger RNA from Bradysia coprophila, 3148 nucleotides. RefSeq names its product kinesin associated protein 3 (gene Kap3). Gene Ontology annotation, biological process: microtubule-based movement; cilium organization. Gene Ontology annotation, cellular component: ciliary transition zone; kinesin II complex; axoneme. Lineage: Eukaryota; Metazoa; Arthropoda; Insecta; Diptera; Sciaridae. The record is from RefSeq and is a predicted model, not a curated record. Gene Ontology annotation, molecular function: kinesin binding.